Suncus etruscus (white-toothed pygmy shrew) is the source of this 300-nucleotide messenger RNA. RefSeq names its product 60S ribosomal protein L36a-like. Bases 1 to 300 code for a protein of 99 amino acids. NCBI's taxonomy places the organism in Eukaryota, Metazoa, Chordata, Mammalia, Eulipotyphla, Soricidae. Gene Ontology annotation, molecular function: structural constituent of ribosome. The transcript has a single exon. Gene Ontology annotation, cellular component: cytosolic large ribosomal subunit; ribosome. The record is from RefSeq and is a predicted model, not a curated record. Gene Ontology annotation, biological process: translation.
AUGGUGAAUGUACCAAAAACUCACCGGACAUUUUGUAGGAAGUGUGGGAAGCAUCAGGCCCACAAAGUCACACAGUACAAGAAAGGCAAGGAUACUCUGUACGCCCAGGAAAAGCUGCGUUAUGAUAGGAAACAGAGUGGUUACGGAGGGCAGACUAAGCCAAUUUUCCGGAAAAAGGCAAAAACUACAAAGAAGAUUGUGUUGAGGCUUGAGUGUCUUGAGCUCAACUGCAGAUCUAAGAGAAUGCUGGCCAUUAAGAGAUGCAAGCAUUUUGAACUGUGGGGGGGGGGGGGCAGAUAA